This is a messenger RNA of Trifolium pratense (red clover), 2159 nucleotides long. RefSeq names its product pectinesterase/pectinesterase inhibitor PPE8B-like. Gene Ontology annotation, biological process: cell wall modification. The record is from RefSeq and is a predicted model, not a curated record. Gene Ontology annotation, molecular function: pectinesterase activity; pectinesterase inhibitor activity. NCBI's taxonomy places the organism in Eukaryota, Viridiplantae, Streptophyta, Magnoliopsida, Fabales, Fabaceae. The transcript has 3 exons. Bases 160 to 1737 code for a protein of 525 amino acids.
GGAUGGAAUAUUUGUGGUAGGGAAGAAUGCCGUUUCCUUUAAUUCCCUCACCUGCCCAGCUAACCAAAACAUGCAAAUAUUUACUCCUUCCCUUCCCAUUCCCCUUUAAAUAUUCAAAACCCAUUGUGUAAACCUACUAACUCUAAUUCUUUUCUUCCAAUGGCAUUUUCUUCAACACAAAAGUUACAACUAUCUCAAAAAAAACCAAUACAAACUCUCAUCACAACAUUAUCAUUCAUUUUAACAUUGUUGUUAUGCAGUUCAGUACUGUGUGCUAGUGUUCCCGCAAGAACCUCUGGUGGAUUUGAGUUUCUUAAGGUUGCUCCAUCUGAAUUUGUUGGGACAGUGAAAGAUGUAGUUGAAAUUUUGCAAGAUGUUACUUCAAUUCUUAAUGAAUUUGGUGGUAGUGGAUUUGGUGAUUCACGUCUCUCUAAUGCUGUUUCUGAUUGCAUUGAAAUGCUUGACCUUUCCUCUGAUGCACUUACUUGGUCGGUUGAUGCUACUCAGACACCCAAAGGUAAGCAUAAUAGUACUGGAAAUGUGAGCUCAGAUGUGAGAACAUGGUUAAGUGCUGCACUUGCAAAUCCAGAGACAUGCAUGGAUGGAUUUGAAGGUACCAAUGGCAUUGAGAGUCAAUUAGUGGCCACUGGCCUAAGCCAAAUGAUGUCAUUGCUCAAAGAUCUUCUCACACAAGUUGACCCUAAAUUUGAUAGCUUCGCGCAAAAAGGUCAAUUUCCUUCGUGGGUUAAACGAGAGGAUAGAAAGCUCUUGCAGGUAAAUGGAGUGGGUUCGGAUAUCAUUGUUGCUCUUGAUGGGAGCGGUAAUUUUACAAAUGUGAUGGAUGCGGUGCAUGCGGCUCCUGAUUAUAGCAUGAAACGUUAUGUUAUACACAUAAAAAAAGGUGUUUAUAUUGAAAAUGUUGAAAUCAAGAAGAAGAAAUGGAACCUCAUGAUGGUUGGAGAUGGAAUGGAUGCCACAAUUAUCUCGGGUAAUCGGAGCUUCAUUGACGGGUGGACCACAUUCAGAUCGGCUACCUUUGCUGUUAGUGGCAGAGGAUUCAUCGCACGAGACAUCACUUUUAAGAACACCGCAGGUCCUGAGAAGCACCAAGCAGUGGCACUAAGAUCCGACUCUGACCUCUCUGUAUUCUAUCGAUGUGGAAUUUCCGGUUACCAGGACAGCCUCUAUACUCACACCAUGCGCCAAUUCUAUAGAGAAUGCAAAAUAAGUGGCACUGUGGAUUUCAUCUUUGGAGAUGCCACAACUCUCUUCCAAAAUUGUCAAAUUCUAGUCAAGAAAGGGUUACCAAAUCAAAAGAACACAAUCACAGCACAAGGAAGAAAAGACCCGAAUGAACCGACUGGUUUCUCAAUCCAAUUUUGCAACAUCACUGCAGAUUCUGACCUUCUACCUUCUGUUAAUUCCACCUGGACAUAUCUUGGAAGACCGUGGAAACAAUAUUCGAGAACAAUUUUCAUGCAAUCUCACAUAAGUGAUGUGUUGAGGCCAGAAGGGUGGCUAGAAUGGAAUGGAGAUUUUGCAUUGGAUACAUUGUACUAUGCAGAGUACAUGAAUUAUGGGCCAGGAGCCGGACUAAAUAAGCGAGUUAAAUGGCCGGGGUAUCACAUUAUGAAUGAUUCCAAUCAAGCUAGUAACUUCACGGUGACCCAAUUUAUAGAGGGGAAUCUGUGGUUGCCUACAACAGGUGUAGCAUUCACUGCUGGACUUGGAGUUUAAAAUAUUGCCAAAAAUGUUGCAUGUUCUUUUGGCCAGUGUUGAGUUUAAUUAAUUUGAACUUGCUAUUUAAGAAUACUAUACUUUUGAUCUAAGAAUUUCAUUGUUUCUCAAUUUUGGAAAAACUUUGAUUACUAUAAUGUCAAUGUACAAUUUAAAUCAAGUUUGAAGUAGCGGUAUUUUGUGUAACAUACUUGUCAAUAUGACAAAAAGAUAUUUGUGAUUUUUUAAUUUUGAGUGCUUAAUUCUAUGAGAAAGAUUCUCUUCCCCACACGUCUCUUUUCUUCCUCUUGAAAUAUUAAUUUUAACGGCAACAAAUUUCGAAAAAUACGUUUCAAAGUUUUUAUACAAGAAAAAAAGGCGCUCUUGGUUGCCUGGGUUUGAAAAAAAACGUGGGGAGGAAAAGAGAAUUUUUCAUUUGAUAA